CACCUGUGCCACUCUGCAGUGCCACCUACCUGUGCCCAGAAGUGCCACCUACCUGUGCCCAGCAGUGACACCCACCUGUGCCCACCCACCUGUGCCCACCAGUGCCACCCACCUGUGCCCACCCACCAGUGCAGCCCAGCAGUGCUGCCAGUCAUCAGUGCCGUCUAUCAGUACCCAUCAUCAGUGUCUCCUAUCAGUGCCGCCUAUCAGUGCUGCAUAUUAGUGCCGCCUAUCCGUGACACCUCAUUAGUGCUGUCCAUCAGUGCCGCCUAUCAGUGCCCAUCA
This is a messenger RNA of Staurois parvus, 285 nucleotides long. NCBI's taxonomy places the organism in Eukaryota, Metazoa, Chordata, Amphibia, Anura, Ranidae. The record is from the annotation of a GenBank genome assembly.